UGCAGGUUUUUUUGUAACGUGUUUCCUCACAAGAAAUAUAGAAAAUUUUAGUGACUUAUCAAGUAAAAAUGGAAGUUGACAGGUAAGAGAAUUCCUUCAUAUCAUUUUUAAAACCUCCAUACUUUGCCUGAAUGCAAAUCACACACAACUUUCGGGAGUUUGCAACAGCUCGUCGUUUCGUCAUGAUGGCGGACUCGACGACUGCAAGAACUGCAUCCACGGCCGGUCGGAUUUUACGGAUGAAAUCCAAUGUGAUUUGUUUUCGAUUCCUUCCCAUUCUGUUUUCGGGAUGUUUUUCUCAAGCAAGGGUGGUAAUCAAACCUGUUUGUUUUGUUGCAGUACAAUUUAAACUAGCUUCUAAAGCUUUAAGAUGAAUAAGCUUAAAUUCAAUCGAAUACCUACCUCCAUCAAAUUUGUUACAAAAUUUGUCGGCUGUAUUCACAGGCUGCACAAUUUGAUCGAAGUUUUUAAACGCUGUUUUACUUGUUUCUAUCCAUGUCGAUAAAGCUGGUUCUUUUUUAAUUGGUUUUCGUGGCUGACUUGAUAAUUAUUUUUUUACUUUUACUUUGGAAAUUGACAAAGUUCAAUUUGUACCUUACACACGUACACGUAAGCUAAAUCAUUCACUUUGCACCAGUGAAGAAUAUUAAAGACAGCUGAUUACAAGCUAACCUCCUCUUAUUUCAGCUCUAACAGGAGCAACAAUAGAAAUCUUUCCACAUCAAACGUUGAAGAGAGCGUCCAAAUGAUCAAAUCGGAAGUGAUACCAUGUCUGCAGAACGCAAUGGAGACACUACAGAAUAUCUGGAGCGAAAUUGGUUUGCAAGAAGAUCAAAAGGAAGAAAGGACUAAAACUGUGUUGUAUCAUCUUCGAAAUUUACUCCAAGAAAUGGUGAACGAGGAAGAAGAGUUAAAAAGCACGCUUCAAGCAAAUGUGGAAACUUGUACAAAGGAGCUAGAAAUGUUGAGUGGAGAAUUGGGGCUUCCAGUUUUCAAGGUAUGUAAGAUUUUUUUUACUUAUUUACAUGCUGGUCAUGGAGAAAAGGCUUCUAUACAAUAUUGUAUACCUCAACACAGGAAAAAAAAGUAUUGUUCUAAGGAUGCAUACAUGUACAAUGUAAGCUUAUGUUACCGGUAAAAUUUGAUUUCAGGUUUUUGUUUAUAAUUUUGGUUUAACCUAGGUUGAUUCACAAUUUCCUUUGUGUCCUAGCCCUAGAAAACAAAGCAAAUUGAUAUCAACCUGUAGAUUGAUUAUCAACAUUUCAACCGGGAUUAAUGUUGCAGCAUUUAAUUUUGUCUUGAUAGCCAGAGAAACCAAUGAGUAUUCUUAUGCUAGAAAAUGAACUUCGAACAAAGGUGGACAGCCUCAAACUGGUAUGUUGUAAUAGUUGACUUUCAAUACUCCUUUUCAUUAAAUAAAUAUUUAAAAAUUAUUCCACUGGUGCACAUUGGAUAUGAGAUGGUAGCAAACAAAGGGCAUAGCACUGACUUGGCUAUAAUCUUUAUCCAACAAGUGGAAGUGGAAUAAUUAUUGUUUUAUUAAAAACACCCACAAAAUAUCAAGAAUUCUUCUUGACUUGUAAAAAUAACGGUUUUUCAUCUUGUUUUUAAUUUUGAGCAGACGUGUACAGUUACCAUAUUUGGAGAGCAUGGUAUAAUGACACAUAUACCAUGAUGGCUAAGCCAAUCAGAGCCCUAGAAUUGCAUUAUCCAAUGAUUCAGUUUUUAUAAUAAUAUUUACUCUAUAAAUUAUUAAUGCUUUUUAGUUGCUGACUAUUGUGCUCACAAAUUUCAACUCAACCCAGUAGUCAUGAUGUAAACGUUGCCUAGUCCUGGUGGACAGUCUCUUCCAAGCCUUCUCAGUCAAUGCAUUUGAAAAUGACUUGUCCGAGAUGAACAGCGUCACAAACUGGCUUGGACCAAGUGACCCAAAAUGCAUGGGCUGUUCAAUAAUGAUGCUUAGGCAGUGUUCUCCUUAUCAGGCAGUAACUGGUAAAUUUUACCGCCUGAGUUGACACUUCUUACCACCUGCAACCGCUUGAAAGUUUACUAAAAUUAAAUUUGUUGUUUUGAAAAAUACACAAGUUGUGAUCCGAUCCAAUGAAUUCUCACAAGGAAAUGAAUGAAUUUAAUAGAAAAGUAAUAAAGUAUACACAACUUUUCUUCUUAUGGGCUACACAGAGGACAUUUGAGACACUGGUAAAAUUAUUGGAAUCAAAUUUUUUUAAACUGUUGUCUAAAGAUUGCAUUUGAUUUGCAUAAAAUAGGUCUUAAAAUAAGGGAAUGACGUUUCAGAGAACUUAGCUCCUAAAUUUCCCAACGAGGUGGGUCCAUGUCCCUCACUCUACUACCCCCCUUCCUCCCCUCCCCCCGGAGAGUGCUCCUCUGACACAUACUUUGUGCCUAACCAGCAAGGAAUGGUCCCUUACCAGCUCAGCUAAAAUUUAGGGAGAACACUGCUUAUAUUCUGGGAGGAAGUGUACUCCCGUGGGAAGUUUGUGCUGAAAGCAAGCCACGGGUCUAGGAAUGUUCAUUGGCACAUAGUAGUCGUGAAAAGUUUUGGUGGCAACUUUGCAACCUGCUCAGACAGGAAUUAUCGGGGUUAAAAAUUUUCAUCUAUGGACGCCAACAUGGAAAUGAGACUGGAGUCAAAAAUCCCUUGUAACUCCAAUAAACAAGCCAUUUUGCUUACCAAAUUUCCCUCCAACAUACAACUCGCUGCUGUUAGUAAAUUUUUGACAUAUUUUUGUUCAAUUAGCAUGAAAAUGAGGCUAAAAUACAAAACUCAAUAUACAUGCACCUCUCAUAUUAAAAGUGUAAUGUUGAUUGGCAAACUUGGCCACAAUGUGAAAUUCAAGUAACAUAAUUUGUUUAUGACAGUAUUUGUGAAUAAUGCCUGUCACAUGACCUCUGACCAUGAAAACGAGACUACAAGAAAAGACACCUAAAUUUUACAAAUAAGCUAGACCAAAUCUGUUGUUACUGCAAUAUUGAAAAUUUAAAGAAAGCAAGAAGCACUCAUGAAAAACAGGCCAAAUUUUAUUCACCAGUAAUGUCUACAUUUGUUAAGGAAUUCACUCUCCUGAGGAAGACUCUUGUGAAAAUCUAUUGUCUUCUUUAAAAUACCCGAGAAAGAAACAUACAUGUACUUCAAAUCAUUACCCAGACCCUCACUCAUCACUACACUCAUCCUCAUCACUUUCAUCCUCAUCAUACUGAUACUGGUCGUCGUCAUGCUGGUUCUCGCAUUCACUGUUGUCAGAACAGCUACACAGCGCUGUGCACGGUAGCCCAGCUCUUCAACAUUGGCAUCAAUUGGUUGGUGGUAAUCUGUCAGACUCUGCUUGCUUCUUCCUAAACAGGAACUGUCUUAGCUCUUUAACAGUUGUUAUAUCAGUCCUUGGUAGGUAUAUUUGGCAGACAAAUCUUUCAAUAACAACUUUUAUGUCAGUACUAUAGGUUGCUCCUCUUGACCGAGUUUGGCCAGUCAGCGUUCAGGAUGGAAUCGUCGGCUUCUAGAAAUGCUUGGCUUUCUAACAAGAUACAUGUACCUUUCCCUUCCCUGAGAGGCUACCAGCAUUAUCGGCUCCUAAAAUGAUGGUAUGAAAUGCAGGUAGUGCAGCCGUCCUCUCAGAACCAAGGGCUUCUGCAAUUAACUGUAACUUUAUUGAUUGAUGAGUUGCACCCCUUCCAGUGACAAGUGAUGUAUUUAAGCACAUCUCUGAACUCCAUCUGAUAGCCAGCACAAGGUCAUCAGUGUCUGGUGAAUGAAUGGUUAAGUCCGUAGCACUGUCAGCAGUGGCAUUGAGGGCGUGAAGUAUUAUCUUUGUAUCAGCCUCUUCGUGGUCACUCUGAAUAUGUCCCAUGUCUUUGUGGGUUGCUUCACACUCUUUUCCCCAUGCUACAACUGGCUGUCUUCUCAAGGCCUGACCAAACUCCUUUGCUUUCUUUGCCAGCAAAGCAGUCAGUUCUGCCUUCGUCUUUGUGUGUAAGAGCAGUUUCUUCAACCGUACUUUUGUAAUAUGAGUGGAAUCGCUAAUGCAGUAAUAAACAGGGUCUUCCGAUCCUUGCCGUCUGGUUCGUGUGGCAGAUUUCAGUGAUGCUGGGACAUUGUAUCUGUCAAAGAUUAAACGAAUUUCCUGGGUUUCAUCAUGCUUGCUAAAGAGAUGGUUGUGAAAAUGUUCUGCCAGGUGUUUGCAAGUCUUGAUCCACUCCGGCUUGUCUAAUGACUGGAUUUCAGCCAUCCCAUCAACUACACAUGUAUGGCAACCUUGACUUGCACUUCUGCAUUCGGGGUACUGGUUUGACAUGUCACCUCACUGCUGGACUCACCCGUGAGCUUCUCCAGUAUGUGCUUAAGAGCGCUCUUGCAUGGGCAAUGCAGCAUGGUACCGUCAGGAGCAAAAAGAGACCUUGGGACAACUGAGAAUUUGUACAGGCCGAUUAUAUAGUGCUUCCUUGAUGCCUACUUCUGGUUGGCUCUUGCAAAUCAUCAUGAGUCAGGCAAAAUCCUCGUUCAGCUCUACCACCUUAACAGCAGUUUUCAUCUUAAUAACCUUACAACUACUUUUCCAAGUCUUGAGCUUCACUUUCCUCAUAGUCGACCAGUAGUUAACCUUUCCUGUUUUCAGCCUUUCCUCUACAAAAAUGUUGAACAGUUUUCUACCUGUUUCACCAUGUUUACACAAGUCAUUCUUGAUCUCCUCGGACAUGGCCACUUUGGUUAUUAGAUUAUACAGGUCAAUGUUAGAAGCUGGAUCGUAAUGCUUACCGAAAAAGGAUUUGUAAAGCUCUUAAUUGCUGCUAUUAACUGCUGUACACCUUUAUCCUCUCUUGCUACAAUAGCAGUGAAAAGGUUAUGAUGUUGUUGCAGAGUGUGCAGACACGGCAGCCAUGGAUUUUGCCUCUGGAGCACUCAGGAAAAACUUUGCUCGGGCACUUUCAUUCUGUGUAAUACCAACCAGUCCUCCAGACACCUUCAUGGAAUGGUUUAGGUGCUCCAAGGCAUUGUCUGCUCCAACUGCACAGAAAGAAACUCUACUAUACUUUGUUGAUAACCCAAUUUCCAUUCAUGAACUCUUGGUGAAUUUAGGGAUCUGAUGCUUCCAGGGAAGCCAUCUCAGCAAGAUAUAGUGGAAUCAUAUGAGAAUAAUAAAUUUACUGAGCCUGCCGUGGGCUAAGAAGUACUUUGUGAACUGUUCCAGUGUGAUCAGAUGCAAUUUCCAUGCAGUUAAUUAACUACCACUUCGAACUGAUCUGAUAAAGGCAAACAUUUACAUUAAUGAUUAUCAUGCACAUAUAGUGUCACAUCACUACAAACCAAAGACUUCUGUUAAGCAGUGUCGAACUUUAACAUCUUUACAGUGACUUUCAAGGAACUGGUGCUGCCGACAAAGAACUGGUGGGCUCUCUCUAUUUUCUCUUUCUUGCCCUCUCUGAAUGCUUCAAUAACUUCUCUUGAUAAAUUCUCAAGACAUUGGUGCAGUUCUGGCAAAGUUUUAGGAAAGCCAUCUAUAGGUACAAGGCAAACCAUGCCUGUAAGGUGAUCAUGUGUGCUUUUUCACCUCUUUUAAUGUGAUUACCAUCGAGAAUCUGCUUAACAGUGAACGGGCCGUACAGUUCUGACUCAAUCCAACACAUAUCGAUCCCACUAAUGUGCAUGCACUGAUUAAUUGUCCUUAGCAUGGCCAUGAUAAUGUGCAACUCACCGGGUUGGAGAAUGAGGUGGUUUAAGUCAUUUUGAGCCAUCUGGAGUUUUUUCGCGGAAGAUACAGUCCCACAUCAAGAGAUAUAACAGUCUUCCUUUCAGGGCCAUCGACUAUGAUAGAGAUAUUCUGAGCUGCAUAAGAACUGUCAAUAAAGUGUUCCAUUUAUGCGCAGGAUGUACCACUAAGGGGGUGCACCAAAGCGCAGCUUUUGAAAUUAUUUCUUGUCUUGAUGGCUUCAUUUCCAUGGGAUUUCACUGAAUCACAGUGUUCUUCUUCAGUAUUUUCUUUUAAAUCCACUUAGAACAACUAACGACAUCAAAUGUUAUAAAUAGUAUUUAAUGUUACACUUUUAAUGCAAGGUAUAAAGAGUUUUGUUAUAUUCCUAGACUUUCACUCAACUAAACAGCGGCAGCCAUUGGCUGAUUCUUGGUCACGUGGCCUUGACUAAAAUCAAAUGUAUCCCGAUCGUGAUACAUCAAGCAAUGUACCCUGCUCGGGAUACAUUACAGCAUGUGAUCAGAGCAUGGUGGAAAGUGGCGUGACGGAAGGCGGGAAAAACACUGCCGUUUUCUUUUUCGUGAAUGAACACAACAACAUACAACAUUCACAACAACACAAACAUGAAGCCUCAAGACUUCGUCUCGGGAAACAUCAGGACUCUUGGGAAAACAAAACUAACUGUUUCCCUCGGGAUCUGACAUUAAGUGUAUAUUAUAUUUCAGCCUCAUUUUCAUGCUACAAGGUCAUGUGGCCACUAAUUGAACAAAAAUAUGUCAAAAAAUUUACUAAGAGCAGCGAGUUGUAUAUUGCAGGGAAAUUUGGUAAGCAAAACCACUUUUUUACGGGAGUUAAGGGAUUUUCGACUCCAGCCUUGUUUCCAUGUUGGUGUCCAUAAGUGAAAAUUUCAAACCCUGAUAAUUCCUGUCUAAGCAGGUUGCGAAGCUGCCACCAAAACUUUUGAUGACUACUAUGUCCCAAUGAACAUUUCUAGACUAGUGGCUUGCUUUCAGGGAAAAAAUCCCACGGGACCUUAUAUUAUGACAUUUGCUCCCAGACUAUUAGCAACUAGGCAAAUGUAAGACUAAAUCAAUUUUAGAUGAAAAGGAAAAAGGUGAAAGCCCUCAUUUGUCACAAAACAUUAUGACUCUCAGCAUUACAGGAGUUAUUAUAUUCAAUAACUUCUUUUCAACUGUAAAAAUCUACAGGAUAGAGUUAACUUUUAUACAUGUAGCCCGAUGUUUUUUCUUUCUUUCUAGUCCUUUUUUAGUGCAAAGUUUAAAUUAUCUUAAUGGCAAUUUAACCUGGUUGUGGAAAUCUCCUAUUGCAAAUACAUAGAAAGAGUGAGGCACACAGGCUAAAAUAAAUAAUCAGUCUGCACACCAGUGCUCUUUAGAAUUACAAAUUCUUCCUACAAAACUUAAGUAAAGAGGAUAUCUGCCUUCUAAAUGAAUUUAGUCCGUGAUGUGAAUUACAAUUCAGGAAAAACAUGAACGCAUCAAAACAUUAAAGAGCUUGAGAGAAAAGGAAUCAAAGUUUUGCGAGCAAUUAUUUCUUCCUGCUCAUAACCUGGGAGAGGUUAAUGUACCAACUGAGGAACAACUAAAAGAGCUGGAAGCAAAUGUGCAGUACUUACAAAAGGAACAGGUAAGCUCUUCUUAAUACUGAUUGUUGUGUUAUUUUCUUACAGUGUACAUGGUUCAAAUCCCUGAGAGCCUGUUUUUUUUUUUUUUUAAUGGAUUUGACUGUCCAAUUUUGAGAGAAUGGUGCCACUACAAGCUGUAUAACUGCAGCAUUAGUUAAGGAGCCUUUGUGCAUGUAUAAAAAAUCCCUUUAAUUAUUAAUGGGUUUAUUAAACAUGCCCAAAGGCCCUUAACCCAUUUGCCACAGGAGAUUUUGCUGAAAAACGCGUUUUGGAGCUAGUUGACAAUUUUCUUGUCACUGUCCUGCUAUUAAGAGCUAAAACUUUGUUACCACAAAGCCAUUCACAUGUCAUACCCUUUGCAACCUUCUGAUCCAGAUGCAAAAUAUUAGCUUGCGAAGUUUGGGCAUGCGCAGAAAGCAAACUUUCGAGUUUUUAGGUUUAAAAAUGACACAGCAGUCUCAACUUUUACUUUUUGUUUUCUCUCCUCCCUUCUUUUUUGCCUCAUUUUUUUUUCUUUUGUUGGACAUUUAGUAGGCUUCAUUUUGGAGGGAAAAGUUUUUAGGAAAGCUUUUAGGAUCUUAGGAUUAGAUGAAUUGAGAGGUAGGUGGGUAGUAGAACAGGAUUUUCUUGGCAAUUUUUGGGUCAAUGUUACAUGGUUUUUUGCCUUUUUCUCCGGUGUCCUCGAGUGAAUUGUGCUCAUUCUGGUAUGGUUUGAAAGAUCUCUUCACUCUGCACACAAAGUUGUCCUCAACCAUUAAAACUGAAGAUAUCACAAGUGGUAGAAGGGACGGGGAUGUGGCACUGAUCAUCAUCAAGUCUCAUUUCACCAGCACAUGUAGGUUCAAUAAGGCCUUCACGCUGUUUGACCAACACUUUCUGUCUUGUGCAACCACUUUGGCUACUUUCCAGCUCUUCCACCCAGCUUUGUUUUGCUCUUUCUCGACUGUCCUUCUCCAAGUGGCUUUUGGUCUUCCUCUUGCCCUCCAACCUUCAGGAGUCCAUCCUAUUGCUGUAAAGCAGUUGCUCUCACCCUCUCUCCUUAGUAUUUGACCUAUAGCCAGUUCCACCUUCUUUGUCGCACUUCACAGCUAAUUUCAUUGAUCUCAGUCAACUCAACCACUCUCUUGUUUGUCAUUCUCUGCUGCCAUCUAAUCUGCAGUAACCAUCUCAAGCACUGGUACUGGAAGCCUGAUAUAGUAGGACUGGCUGAAUUAUAAAGUCUUGAAUAGACGUAUCUUGGUUCUCCUUCCUUCAGUAUUCCUCUAGCUGCCCAGACCCUCCUUAGUGUCUGGAAUGCUCCACAAGCUUUCUACAGACGGUGCGUAAUGUCUUUGCUGCCUCCACCCUCCUUGUCUACAAUAGUAACCAGGUAUGUAAACUCUUCAAAGUCAUCCACUUCUUCGCCAUCCACCACAAUCUUCUCCCUGCUACUUGCACUCUCAGUCCUUAGUGAAAGUGCACUUUCUCGCAUUAAGUUUGACUCCUGCUCAGGCUGCUUCCUCUGCCAAUCUCCCAGUCUUUUCCUGCAAUGUCAUCUGCAAAAUCAAGGUCCUCUAGCACUGUUGUGGAAUUCCACCUUAUCCCUCUUCUCUUGUCUGCUGUUGCCUUUCUCAUGACCCAUUCCAAGCACAGUAAGAACAGGAAUCCCGACAUCACACACCCAUUUUACUCCUGACUUGAUCAUAAACCAGUCAGAUGUCACAUUGCUGUCCACAGCUGCACACUCAAAGCCUGUGUAUAUCACUGCUAUCACUGUCACCAUCUUGUCUGAUAUCCCAUAACUUUUCAUGUCAUUGAUAUUCCAUAAGGCUUUCUCUGUGUACAGAGUCAAAGGCUUUUUCAGAGUCUACAAAGUGUGCACACUCACUUGCCUGCUCUACGAUGUUUCUAAGUAAAAAGAUCUGUUCAGUUGUAAUUCUCUUGGGUCGAAACCCAGCCUGCUCCUUUCGAAGUUUCUUGUCUACGCCUUUCUUGAUCCGCUCCAACAGCAUCCUCGGAAUAUCUUACUAAUGACAGGUACUAAAGUCACUCCUCACCAGUUGUUGCAUUCGCGCAAAUCACCUUUCUUGAAUACCUUAACAACAAGCUCCCUUCUUCCACACUUUUGGCCACCUCUCAGUCUCCCAAAGGCUGGUGUAACAACUAGUCAGCCUACUUGCAGUGUCUUCCAUGUCAGCUCUCAAUAAUUCCAGACACACCUGAUCUACUCUGGCCACUUUCCCUGGCUUUGUCCUCUUCAAUGCUUCCUUGACCUCUAGUAAUCACCAUCUUCCUAGAUCUAUUUCCUCAAUCUCUUCUGAUUCUGCUAUCUCAUCCUCUUCCACAGGAUUUGUUGGGUCAUUUCUGUUUAAUUUUUCACUUAAAUGCUCCACCGAUCUCCACAGUCUUUCUUUUGUUUCAGUUCUAAGCACCUCUUGUUUGUCCUUAACACCUAUUUCUUGUUUCCACCUUUCUCCAGUUAUCGACUUAGUAAUGCUGUAAACCUCUUGCUCCUACCAUUCUCAGCGGCCUUUUCUGCUGCUGCAGCCCUGUGUUCUAACCAAUUUCUCUUAUCCUCCCUAGCACUCCGUUUCACUUUGUUGUUCUUCACAUUAUACUCCUUCCUUCAUCUCUGUUUCAGUCAUUCCGAUCUUGCACCCUCCAAUUUCAAUUUUGCCUCUUUCCUUUCCUUUAUCUUUUCACAUGUUUUGCUUCCUGUCCAUGGCCUUCUAAGUUUCUUUGACCUCCCCAAGACUUUCUUUGCUGCUCUCCUUAUGUUGCCAAAAUCAUAUCAUGUUCUUCCUCCAGAUCAUCUAUGUCUCCUAAAGCUUCAAACCUAUUCCUCAUCUCAGUGUCGUACGUACCUCCUUCUGAUCUAUUCAAUUUGCAGUUUACUUUCAUCAAACCUUUCCCUUAUGUUCUUUCUCCCCUCAGCUCUUGCGUAUUGUAUCCUUGUUUUCACAAGGUAAUGGUCACUGUAUACGUCUGCUCCUCUCAUUAUUCUUAUGUCUAAUAUAGAUGUUCUCAUGUUUCCAUUGACUAGAACAUGGUCAAUCUGGUGUACUGUCCUCCCAUCUGGUGACCUCCAGGUCAGCUUAUGGAUGUUUUUAUGAGGGAAGAUUGUUCCAGUUAUGAUGAACCCAUUUGCACUACAGAAGUCACAUAACCUCUCUCCAUUGUCAUUCAUAACACCAACGCCAAACUUCCCCAUAACUUCCUCUCUAUUGGUAUUGUUGUUGCCUACCUUAGCAUUCAAACCUCCCAUGACCACAAACAUAUCAUUUCUGUUACAGCUUGAAACAAUGUCCUGCAGCUGGUUGUAGAAUUCAUCCUUUUCCUCAUUCAUCGCAUCAUUAAUUUUGUUGGUGCAUAUGCUUGUACCACGGUCAGUUUUUUGUACUUUGAGUAGAAUUGUGCUGUAAUGAUCCUUUUGCUAAUUGGCGUCUAUUCCAUCAAGGCUCCCUUUGCCCUCGCACUCAUCAUGAUGGCUACACCUCCCCGUAUAACCUCAUCAUUUCCUACAUACACCACCUUUUCUACACUCUGCAGUGUUACUGAUCGUGUCCCUUUCCAUCUGGUUUCUUUUGACUUAUCCCUAGCACUUCGAUCCCAUACACUUUCAUCUCCUUAGCUACUUGCCCUGCCUGUGUUGUCUCCGCCAUGGUCCUCAUGUUCCAGCAGCUCUUGCUUGGGGGCUACUAUGGGGCUUAUCGACCUUUGGGCUUCCGACUGGCUUUGACCCAAGAGCGUCAUUGCAGCCCCAGCAGUAACGCCCUAGGCAGUGUUGUCUCAUUAUCAACGCUUCUGGUUUCUAUAACACUUAGUGAAAUUAUGGUGUAGGGUUGUUAGCCCUACGCCCAACCCCCAACCUGGAGGACCAGGGGGUCACUCUUUGUCUGGUCUCUACCCUUCAACCUUUUCAGCAUGGGUGGCCCUACCAGGAGUACAAGACUCCAGCCUACAUAGCUCUAAAGGUCACUGAGACACGCCAACUGCCCCACCACGAUAAGGUGGUGACCUCAUUCAGAGCAGAAUAAAUACAAGAACAAAAAAGGAAAAUACGCCAAUGCAACAGGCACUCGCUAUUAAAGGGAAGUAACAACAGUAAGUUAAUUGAUUACAAUAUAAUACGUGUCAUGCCAUCAUACAAGUUUAGAAAAUGUAGUUAUAAUGAUCAUGCAUAACCUUAGUUCUACAGCUGUAGUACAGUCAUAAAUACAUGGAUAACAUUUUCAUGUUGUGGUUCAGUUUUAUCCUUUGUUGAGAUUUGAUUUCCUUUUACUUCAAACACAUGUCAUACAUUACAGCUGUACACCAUGUACAUGAACCAUGCCCAUAGACAAACUAACUAAGGAAAAAUGAAGUUGUUUUAAAACCCAGGGAUGAAAAUUAAGUCAUCUUUUAUAUGGUCCAGUUAGGGAAAAUCCGUCAACACCACUGGAAAGAGCGCCUUAAUUUAAAAUAAUUAUUAGUAAAAUUGCCAACCAUAUCAUCAUAUCACUUUCAAAUUUGGCAAAUUUUUUCAGUGGUGUCGACGGAUUUUCCCGAACUUGUCCAUGUACAAAGUUGAAAAAACCAUGAAAAGGUCUGUCAAACCAUAACAUACAUUGAUGUAAUUGUACAUCUUGUUAGUAGACUAACAAAACAGAGCAUGCUAAGAAAGUCGUGUCUGAUAGUCUGGGGUUAGUGGAUUUUGCUAUCAGACUUAAGUGAAUUCUGUUCUUAACUUUUUGAAUUGCUCAACAGGCAAGUGAAGUUUUUUAGGGAAUUCAAAUUACAGAAGAACUGUAAUCAAUCCUGCUCAUCAAAAUUUUUUCUGGCUAGUUAAAAAGACUCUUGGGCUAGUAGAUGCUAGAUUCAGCCUUCCCAAAUGGCAAGCUGUAAAACUUACUUUCUUUGUACCCUGUAAGCAAUGCUUUUGAGAGCUUUUGCCAUUUUUUAUCCCAGGUCAAAAGACUAAAUACUUUCAAGGAACUAAGGCAUUCCAUCCAGACAUUGUGGAAAGAGUUAGAGACAGUGCCAUCAACAUUGAUAGGAAAAGAAAUGGCUAAGGAAGAUGCUGAAACGACAUUUAAACUUUCUUCUCAAAAUAUGGAGGCACUGAGGGACCUAAAUCAAGAGGUAAGCAGUUGAACCUCUUUCCUUUGACAAUGAAGACCUAGUGUGAGAACAUUUAGCAAUUGUUGAAUUCUGCAGAUCAAGGAGGGUGUUAUAUGGCCUAGGUGGAUAACACCCUCUGAAAUCUGCAAAAUUCUUCAUAUCUUACAAAGGUUGAAGUUCAAAGAUUUAUUAUUCAUUCAAAAUAAUUACAAGCUAAAACAGGCUUAUAUACCUCGGUCGAUGUUUAAGUUGAUAUCGAUAGUGCAUCUUCAUCGGAAGUUUAGGAGAUAAAGGGCUGUUCAGGUCUGCAAAUAUACUCCAAAUAGCUGAUGUUGUCCAUCAAGUUGUCUUCUUGCUGUUCUUGCCAAGGCUGAUGUUUUUAGGGAAUAGUUCACCAUGAAACGAGUUAAAUUAAUGUUCUCCUAUUACUCACUUCACCAUUACUCACUUUGAAAACAACUUAAACUUGUCCCCAGGUUUUCUCGGUUAACGGUUCAAUAAUCUGCAACUUUGCUGCACUUUUGACUUCAUCGGUUCAAUAAGGCAAAAUUCAUCCAAAUUGGGUUAAAAGUAGCUGGUUAUGAUGAAUUAUGAGUGUGAUUUUAGCCAAUCAGAAACAGAGAAAUAUUUUGAAUGAAUAAUAAACUGAUUAUUUUGUUACUACAGUCAAACCUGUAAGUGGACCACUAUUAAGCUAUGGUUGAAGUCACCUUUCCUUAAGAUCCCAAACAACUUUUAAUAUCUUUAUCUUCAUUAAACCAUAACUUUCAAUUGAGAAGGUGUAAUACAAACUUCAGCAGAUGGACUUUCCAUAUCCUUUAGUGGUCUUUUAAUCCUUGUUUUUUGUUUGUUUGUUUGUCUGAAGUCAUUUUGCCCUGGGAUAGAUACUUUUAUUUUGCUCUUUCGCCAUCCUCAUUUUUUUGAAUUACCCUUCAGUUUGUCAAACCUGUAUUAAGCAGACAGCAAGCCAUUCCCUAAGGGUGACCACUUAAUACAGGUUUGACUGUAACAGGAUUUUAUUAUUAAUAUAGUAAUUGAAUGUAUUUUUUCUUGGAAGUUGGAGAGUCAACAGAAAAGAAAUAUCUCUGAGGCAGCAGACUUGAGAGAAAAAAUCAGUUCUCUUUGGAUCAAACUGGAGGUGGAUGAGGCAGAAAGACAAGCUUUCCUGUCUAAAAACGUUGGAUAUAAACCUUCUAUAAUUACUAAGGUAGGUAACAACCAUGUAGACAGUAAAAUUGUUAAUAAUAGUGUAUACACAGGGUUUUAGCUUUUGAUACUGAUUUGUAAAUUAAAUAAGUGUGAAAGACCCUCACAUCCUUCUUUUCUUUUUAGCUAAAGAGCGAGGUGGAACGAUUACAAGCUUUGAAACUGCAACACAUGCAGAAAUUCAUUGAUGGCCUCAGGUAUGCAAAGUGUAUUUAACAGAGGUGUGUACUCAGCUGCAUGAACUUUAAUCCAAAACUGCAAGUGGGCUUUAACAUCGAGAUUCCAGAUGAACUCCUAGAUAACACGAGACACUAUAAAGCAAGUCCACAACCCACUCAAAUGACAACAGUUUGACUGUGGUUUUCAAGAUCAAUACCCUAUUUUCUGAAAUCUACAAAGGAGUAAAUCAGGUCUUCUGAGUUCUUGACCAUUUGACUCAACAGGCUCACACAAGUCCAUACAUUUCCCGCAUUUAUUAGCACUAUUUAAGUACCGAUUCUUGCCUAAUGAAAUUUAUAAUUUGGUUAGUAAAAUUUAUGCCCACUAACCUGGACGGUUAGUUAGCCAAAAAUUUUUUAUUUCGAGCCCUGCAUUUCCUGUACAUAGAAAAUGGCAUAUAAUAAAACAUGGAUUGGACUGGAUUGAUAACACAUGGACUGGAUUAAUGAAACAUGGAUUGACAGUGUUUCUCUUUUGCCAGAAACUCCUUUUGUUUUUUCGGCCCUUUUUAAUGAUUAAAACUGCUUUUCGCAAUGAAUAAUUAUUAUUCAACAGCAGAAAUUUUCUACAGAGAAUGAGAGCAAUUUGAACCAUCAGCUUCAAAAUGGGAGCAAAAAUCAAGAUACUAGUCACAGUUUUCAUUGUGUCUCACUUUGCAGAUGAGUUUGUUUCUGUCAGCUAUGUGUGUUGGAGGUUCAUUCCAGUUCUUAUUUUUACCGUUAAAACCUUGCAAACUUAUUGGAAAUUGACCUUGAAUUUCAUAUGUUACACUGGCUAGGCAAUUACAUGUACAGUUGAGUCAAGUCAAGCAUAUCCCCCUAGAUUAAUGAAUCAAUUAUUUAAAAAAAAUUAAUCUGUUUAUAGUCGUUGCUGCAACCAGUAUCAAAAUUCAAAUCUGCAUUCCUGCACACAUAAUGAACAGUUAUCAAUCCAUGUUUUAUACAUCAAUCCAGUCCAGUCCAUUUUUUAUCAUAUGCCUUUGUAUACCAGUAUAAAAUACCACACAGUAAAAAGGCUCCCCAGUCGAUGUCCAAAGGAGCUUAAACAUGAGCUCUAACUGCCAAAGUGUCUUCCUGCAGGACUGGACAUUAUUUUAUAACCUAGAAACCAAUGGGCUUUCUUUACCUUGUUAUUCUAGAAAGGAAUUAUCAGAUCUGUGGGACAAAUGUUUCUUUGGACCUGCUCAGCGAGAGGAGUUUACACCAGCUUUUGAUGGUAUGUGUGACAUAAUACAUUGUGCAGCCAACAAAAUUGCACUGUUUCCUCCAACCUCAUUCCCAGGCUUCUCUCCUACUUGUAUGGGACGAGUAUAGGAGAGAAAGAGCAAUUUCUUGGGCUGUGAUUGGUCAAGUUGGUUAUGGUCAAUUAGAGCAAGUACAGACUAUGGAAAUGACAUGAUGGUGGUGCAAUUAUUUUAUUUUUCUCUUUCUUGUGAGUGCAAUGUUCUGAUAAUCUGCAAUGGAUAGGGAUGUCAAAAUACACAGUGGCCCUGAUGACUUAUUUACCUUAUUUACUUUGACAUGAAAUGAAAUGUUGGCUUUUUUUUACUCCCUAGAAUAGCUCUGUAAUGAUAUUAUACUUAAGUUAAGCAUCAAAGAAAACUUACUUGUUAAUGAUAGGCCGUUGUUGUACAGUGUAGUUGAUUUAUUAUACAUGAAUCGUAUGGUACUUGCAUAUUUAUAUUUGAGUAUGAGUCUUCUAGCUCUGAUCUGUUGUAUAUUCAUGACAUACUUAGAAAAUUACACAGAAGAGCUCCUGUCAAUCCACGAACAUCAAGUGGAAGUCAUGAAAAAUUAUUACGAGGAAAACAAAAACAUCUUUAAGCUUGUGGAGAGGAGAGAAGCUUUGUUCAAGACAAUGGAGGAAUUUGAGGUAACUUAAUUAAAAUUACACUUGAAGGCGUUCUCCUAACGGACACUCUUGUAAGCGGAAAGCUCUACUUAUGGCCACCUUAACAAAACACUGUUUAAAACUCUGUAUUUUUUACAUUCCCAUAAUCGGCCAGCCCCAGUUAUGGACACCUUUUUUACGUCCCGAGGGUGUCUGCUUAUGAGAGCUUCCACUGUAUACAAAAGACUAUGUUACAUGUACAUAAUUUGAUAUUACUAAUACUUUCACACAAUGUGCUCAAAUUGCAACGUUACAUGUAUUUUCUGCUUAGUACAUGUAAUUGAUACAUUAACAGUCUGUACAUACAUGGGCGGCAUUAACUUGCCUAGGAGCUGUGGGAGGUUUUAAGUUUUUCCUUUGCAGUGAACUCGAAAAGCCGUCACUGAAGAGAGAGCAUAAUAUUUUUUAAUCACUUGCCGUUACAGUUUUAUGUUUUACUGUUCAAAGACUUUUUAACCAAGGUACAUGUAGCUACAGUCAGCGACAAAAUUGUUGAGACAUUUUCCUCAAAUGGGGUAUCCCCCUUCACUAGUAUCAAAGUUGGUGUGUCAAACAGUGGCAGAACAUUGCAUGGAGGGGAUGUGGGAGGAACACUUUACACUUUUUUUAAGUCGGCAGGUUGUUAGAGAGGCCCUAAUUUUGUGCAAAGUGUCUCGAUCACAAACUAAUUUCAUCGCCAAUUGUAGCUUUCUGACUGUGUAGAUGCUGCUAGUGAGCAAAAGGGCACCCUGCUGGCUAUUAAAUUACUGGCUAUUAUAGCUAGUAUGACCAGGUGUCCUAAAUACAUGUACCACGGCAAUAGUAACUGAACAUGGGGGCUGAUACUGUCACCCUUUCUCUUUCAGACUCGUAAGAAUGAUUCUAACCGGCUUGCCAACCGUGGAGGAGCACUUCUCAAAGAGGAAAAAAUCCGAAAAGGAAUAAAUAGAGAAUUGCCAAAGGUGAAUACAUUAUUCUAGCCCAAGAUCAGCUAAAGUCAUUUUAACUAGCCUGAAUAAAUGUUUUCAUGAGCAGAAUAAAUUAUUGAUUAUAGUUCUUCUGCUAGAAAACUCCAAUUGCCCAACAGUCAAGUUAAGAAUUCAAUAAGCCUAAUAGCAAAAAUCCACUAGCCUCAGGCUAUUGGACACGACUUGCUUUGCACACUGCAACACUUCAUGUGGAGUCUGCGAUGUUGCUUACAAAGUGGAGAACUUGAAAGUUAAAUUUCGCAAAAUAAAUUUAUUGAAAUUAGCAAGGCUGUGAGUGUCACUAAGGUUUCCAAUUGUGUUUCAGGUGUGAAGUUGUUAAUAUUUAUUAGUGGAAAAUGGGCACAUCUGACAAAUUUGCUUUCUUAACCUCCUUUAUGGCAAUUUCCCUUGUUUUAUCUUCAAAUAAUAAUCAAUAUAUUAUGAAUUAUUCUAAAUAGUUAUUAAUAUUAAGUUUAAGUUGUCAUUUCUUCCAUUUAUUUUAUUAAUCAUGAGUUGUUGUUUAAAUAGAUUGAACAGAAACUGAAGAUGGAUGUAGGAAAAUGGGAGGAAGAAAAUGAGAGAAGAUUCCUGAUUAAUGGCUGUCAUUACAUGGACAUAAUCACAAAUCAAUGGGCAGCAUUUAAUGCUCAGAAAGAGCAAGAGAUAUUAGAAAGAGUAAGGAAUUAUUUUAUUAGCACUAGAAUUGGGGGAAAAUUAGUAUAAAUAUUACACUGGACAUUGUACUUGUCAAUCUCUUCUUUUUAAAUAACAACAAAAUGUUCAUAAUUAAUGUGAUAUAUUUGAAAUGUAUGUGGAUUGUUCAUCACUUUAAUAGCAGUCUGACUUGGAACGAAUGCCUCCACAUAAAAUCAAAAAAAUACACAGUAAACACCCUGCCAAUAUGGUAUCAUUCACUCUUGCCAAGAGUGAUUGGCAUCACAAUCAUUUGGUCAGAUCGUUCCAUUUUAUAGGACUUCAGAUUGUUCCACAGUUUCAGUGUAAAAAUUGAUUUGAAACGUGCUUUUUUUCUGGCUUCUUGCCUUAAAGAACAAGUUAUAUACACAUGAGUAACACCCUUGUUUCUGCUCAUGGCUUAUAGUCAUGUGAAAAGUUCUGAUUAGAUUGUAGAAUAAUCUGUCAAUUAAGUAGAACUAUCUGACCAUGGAACAAAGUGUCAGUUGGUCACCAGAUACCACCCUUAAGGAUGUAAGUGUACCAUGUAAGUGAGUCAUGUAUCCUCUUAGCUCAUACCAGAGUGAAUACAGCCAGUGCCACCAAUGAUUUUAGCCGUUUAUUAUAUGUACAUUCAUUAGAUCUUGUUCCUGAAAAAACUGCAUCCCUCAAUGUGACAAAAAGGUUGUUUCUGGUUAACAGUUUCAAUUUCUUUCCAAAGCACAAAAGGCAACAGGAGAUAAUGGAGAAAGAAAUGGUCUAUGGAAGCAAACCAGCUACCACACCCAAGAAAAGGUAAUUGUGUUUUUGCAGUAUUGAUAACUUUAACUAAAGAAAUUACCAACAACAAAUAUAGUAUUAUUUAUUGUUUGUUUAAUGCCAGACCUUUGGGUGGAACAACAACACCUCUGAAGACAUCAAAGCGAAUAAAGGUGAGUGCUCUCUGUAAUCAGUGUUCUUGUUAUGCUGAGAUAUAACUUGAUAGAGGAUACCUUACAUGGAUGUCCAAAUAUCAAGUUAAACACAGAUUGUACAGUAUGCCUUGGACUUCAAGCUAGUAAUGAUGUGACAUUCACACCCACCAACUUGAACAGGCGGACAUUCAUACAUGUAUGGGCACAAAGUUUUGUCGUGACACAAAUUUCUUGGAUGCAUAGAUAACCAAAUUUUAUUAUCUACGGUGCUCUGCAGCAUGCGUUUUGUGCACAAGAGAGCUUUUUUACAUGUAGUUCAAAUGUUUGAUCACUUGCAUAACUUUCUUUUCCUUUACUUGUAUAGAUGCAAGAUGCAACUACAACAUCCACACCAUCCAAGUUUCCGUUACAUUCUAGCAUUUGUCCAUCACCAAGACCAGCUGCUGGAAAAUCAGCUGGGCGCCCACCUCUUACCACUAAAUCAAGUGUUAGAAAAGUGACAAAGACAAUAAAGAAAAAAGUGGUAAGGAGAUAAAUAGUGGUAGUAGGAGUGAGUGGAGUCCACUCGGUCUGUAAUCAUACACGUAACUAACAAAAUUGGCCGACCGUGUAGUGGGAGUCUGAUUUUUUAAACCAAGCAUGAUUACUGACCAAACUGGACAACACAAAUUCUGUUGCCAAUUAAUCAUGGAUCAUGUGUUUCUGAGCCACCUACCCCUCCCCUUAGAAAACAUUUUGCCGUAACUGAGAAGUACAUGUUAAUGUUGGCUUAGGGGAGGGGUAGGUGGGCAGUUUCCCAGAAACAUAUAAUGAUCCAUCUUAAUCAUAACUAUGACAUAAUUUAUGAUUUUUUAAACUUUCCUCAAAUUAAAACAGAGUGAGUUUAUUAUAAAACUAAAAACUCAUUCAAGUGCGCUCGCAAGAUGGUGGGUACAGUCCAAAGGCGUGACGUGUACUAGUGUCCUUUAGUGUUGAAAUCAGGACAGUUGAUGGCCAAUCAGAUUUGAGAAUUUUUUUAUAGUUAUGAUUAACAAAAUAAUAUAUAUUCAGGCGGCUUAGCUUCAAAUUUCAGGUGAAUUGUACACUUUUUGAUACAAGCGUGAAAUCUGGCAUACUGAUAGAAGUCACCAAUACAAACAUUUUCGGAUAUAGUGCCAAGCCGAAAAUACGUUGCUUUCCAUAGAAACCGCAAAUUGUUAAAUCUGUUUUCUACAUACGUCUUUUUUUUCACAUGCCACUUAAUGAUGUGUUGCCAUGGCAACGGGAAAAAUUAAAGGGGUUUUGUCACACUAUUUCCUUUCUAAAUAAGAACCUAAAAUGUGUCUUUGUUAGAAAUGAAUUUUAACAAUAACGGCCAAAAUUUGUUAUCAUAGACCUUAUUUUCUUGUUCCCGGUUGCUAGGAUAUGAAAUAAGACAUGGAAACGUUGGGCCAACAUUUUCAAGUUUUAAUGCCGUGCUGGUAAAAUCAAGAAAAAAUAUACAAUGGUUAGUGCUCCUUGGAGCAUUGUUUUGUAGGGGAGAAGGCACUAAGCUUCAGCACAGAAUUGGCACAAAACAACAAUAUCUUCAUGACUUAGCCCUGUUAGAUACUUUGAAUGUUAAAAUUAAUACAAAUUAGUCACGAACGCAUUGUCCAUCACAUAUACAAAGCGAGGUACAUGGAAGGUCUGCCUUUACACAUUUGCAUCUUUUGCUACAACUCUUCUUACAACCACAAUGGAGCAGCUCUUUGCAGCUGCUUUUCUCUUCCUAAGGUCCAACCCCAAUUUGUGGAUUCAGGAAGAACAGGUUUAAGGGCCGUUGCUUGCCCCUGCACGUAUCCUCCUUGAUACACGGCGCGCUUCACAUGUUGUUCCAGAGCAUCCCGGGUGGGUGGGAGUCCUUCCAACCCUCUCCCUUUCUUUGUGAAUAAGUACUUUCGGGCAUCAUUGACCUGAAACAAAUACCAAAUAGUAAGUAUAAAUAAAUGCAAACAUUACACGAUCACAAGUCCUCAAGAAGAAACCGAGAAGAUUAACACCCACCUUGCUGAGGUGGCUAGUCCUGUCGUAAAUCAGAAUGAUAAAUCGUUCUAUGGUGCACAGAUUCUCCUCAGAAAUACUAGAGGGGGUCCCUGCCAGCUCCAGAAAUAUACUAGUAACAUUUGGAAAGUUCUCCCAAACUGCCCAGGCUGUUCUUUUUCCAUACCCAGCGAAGAAGGAUGUUGUGUCGCACCCUGUCAGGGCAUGGAAGAUGGGGAGACACUUUGAUUUAGUUGGACCAAGAGCCUUUGCGAAGAGAUGUGCCCGCAGGAUCCUAUGGUUUUUUUCCGGUUUCAUAGGAGACCCACAAUUCCUUUAGGUCUAAAGUUGCAACAGCGGCAACAGCUAACACAAGCACGUCAGUGUCUGUUGAUCGGAUCAUGACUGACUGGUGACCAUCUUGUACUGCAUCAGCAAAAUGAACCAUUAUUCUUGUGUCUGCUUCUUCAUGCGAACAGGGUGACAAUUUAUUCCUUCUUGUCGCAGAUGGAGAGCAGAGUACCUCUUCUCCUUUGAUUUGCCUGCCCUCGAUCGCCAUUUUCACGACCUGCUCUGACAAGAACAGGAACAGCUCCUUCUUGUUGUUAUCUAAACGUAAGAAUUCUUGCCAGUUUUGGGGUACCACAGCAGAUGGAAGAACCCUCCUUCUGGCGCCAGUACCUCUCUUCUGCCUUGUGCUUGCCUUCAAACUGUUAGGGAUAUAUUCAUCCCGCACCAAUUCCAGCCUCUGUACAUUUUCAAUUGACUGUUUGAUGUACGGCAGUAAGACCUUCUCGCUGUAUUCCAUGAAAGUCUACAGAAUUGUGGCUUGAGCAUCUGAACGGAGAACGUACCGUCAAAUACGAUAACCGAUGGGUUAGGGACUCUCAUGUGCCCACCAAUUUAUCCAUGCACUGUAUUAAGUCACAUUUGCUACCUGACCUGAUUCUCCCACAGUCCGAUAAUGAAUGAGGAGACCCUUGAGUUUCAUGAGAAAAGAAAUCAUCGAGAUCACCAUCUCUACUUUGACAUCCGAUGUAUGGCCUCCGAAACAGCUGGCAGUCCGUUCUUACAGAUUUUAGCUUCAUUUUCUCUUUUGAUGUUGAACUCUUACACCCUGGUUUCCACAAAGGAAGAUUAUUUCUUGAAAUGCUAUCAUCGAUUGGCUUAGAUCUCUCCGUAAGCCUUUCUUUUACGAAGAGUUCAUACUGCCCCUUUCCAAUUGACUCAAUGUUGUUCAAAGAAGCUUUCAUUGCUGGAUCAGCUGUGUCUUUCGAUACAAGUGAGAUCAGGUCUGUACUUUCCUCUUCAAAUGAGUUGCCAAGUUCUUCUAUAAUAGAAACCAGAGAUUGAACAUGACUUAUGAAGCGUGCUUGGCAAGCCCUGGAUUGCUCAUGAUGUGGUGUGCAAGUCUGGUUGGUGUUGUCCUCCUCUAUUGUAAUCUCAAACUCUUUUACCAUUUUUGCCAGCUCCGGUCCGGCCACCAUCCAUCUUAAAAGCACACCAGGAUUCUCAGUGAUUCCAUAAUCCCGCUGUUCCCCUUGAUUAACUCAUUACUCUGUUCAUGAGCCUGGUCUGGUGGUAUAGAUGAAAAAGUAUUAGUUGUCUUCUGCGCUGUAAAUUUACCACAAUUUUAGAACUCCUUGUAGACGUGUGGGUGUUUAUUUGGUAGGUCUGCCAUGUCCCUAAUAUGUACUGGUAGCCACCGCUAAUAAUUAGUGCGAUCUAGAGCGAACAUCCAAGGGGUAAUUGCCAUCAAAGCAGCCGUAUACUGUCUGAAGUCCAAUUGUCGAAAGGAGCGCACGAGAAUGAGAAUAAGUAACUCGAACGUGAGGGUCAUCUUCCAGAAUUGGAGCUGCGGGGUCUUACUGGCUUGAUCUUUGCACCAUUCAGGGAAUGGUGGAGCGUUCUCUGUGCAUUGUGCGCAGUAAUUCUUGUAGGCUCUCAGCUGAAGUAUAUAAAGCGAGGAUGCCGUAAUUUGAUGGACUUAUCUUGUACGCGUAAUAAUGUGCAGACGUUACUAAUGACUCAGCCCUUUCAGUCGUGGUUAUCCCGGCUUGCGCAACAGCCUCUGUCCAACCACUUCCCAACAGCCACGAUCCUAUUGCUUCGAGAACCGCUAACUCUAUGUGAAGUCCACCAAGUAUAACUAUCAGCUUAUCUUCUCCCGUCGUGUCUGGAUAUCUUCAUUGUAUUUGCUUAGCUAAAGCAUAUAGGGGUUGAUCGAAUGAUACAACUGCAGCUUGCCCUGGGUUGAGGUGUUCAACAGCUUUCAUAACAACAGUUAUGGCAUGCUUGAUCAUGGCUAUGGAAUGAGCAGCUUCUGCAAAAAGAGGCAGCAACGAACUCUGGCAUCGUGCGUUGACGUGUUUCUGUCGUUUUCCGUGGAAAGCAGACCAUGAUACCAUUGCUGUUGUGUUUUUGCUAUGGGCUUUUCCAUUUCCAGCUCGCUUGGCAACAGUGGGUUGCAUAACCUCUUUGUCUAUCUGUUGGUGGUCUUCUGCAUGCUGCCUCAUAUGGUUGAGCCCUUCAGUCUCCUUCACUGUGGCCAGAGAUAGUGCUUCAUCAUCACCGUUUACAUUAUACUGCAUACUUGGCACUCUUAAACCACCUUGUUUUUGACUUGACAAAGGGAGAAUUUUAAUGUAGCUUGAUGGCAGUGCACCUAUGUAGACAAAUUUCUUUCCUUAAAUCGUGCGUUUUUCACACCUUCCUCUUCCACAGUAGGGUGCUGUAUUAGUGAAAUGCUGGUGCCAUGAAAUGAACUUAUUGCCGUUGUCGACGACGUGCUGUGCUCGAUAUUAUCAACUGCGGCUAUAGUGAAACGUUUGUUUUCAGGUUGGAAGGGCAUACCGUAUCCGUCUCCUUGAAGUGUUCACAAACUGCAUUUGCCAUAUCUGAUGACAAGCCUAGCACUUCAUCGUACGAAAUUGACAUGCCAAGUGAAUGUAAUCUGUCUAUAGGAUCACCCUUGCGUGUUUUUAAAUGAAGCCUCACACCAAUUUACACUGGUAAUGGACUCUCUUGACUUUUGACAUGCCGAGUACAUUCUUCUGUCUUACGGGGUUGCUUCACGUUAUUGAAUUUAAGAAGCUGAGCUAAUGUUAAUCCAGCCUGACUUUGCUUUAUAGUUGACUGGCAUUUAGCUUUUGGCCCUUCAAGGAUCAUGGUUACCAACGAUAGCAAAGUCUGGGGGAUUGAUCCCCUUUGGCAGUUCUGAGAAAACGAUCCAUUGGCUACUUAUGAUUCAGUGAAUAUUUCUUGUCGGACUAUGCUAGCUGAACGUUGUAAACACAUCUCAUAGGCAUCAUUGUCGUUAGAGAAAGCGUCGGAUUUAAUGUCUUAUGUCUUCUGUAAAAGCUACCAACACCUCUCUUCCUUUAUUGUGAGCAGUUAAACCAGGGAUAGCUUCUCCUUUAGACGCGUGGAAUGUAUCUCUUGAGUUUCCUCCGCCAGACCUUCUCUAAUUAGGCUCUUGCAAUACUCUUUUCUCAAAUCCGAGAACUUGGAAACGGAACUCACUUCACUCGUGAGUAACAGAUCGGACGCGGGAGUCGAUACCCAUUGUACACGCCAUUCUUAGAUCACCAUGGUUAGCUGAUUCCUUGCAAAAGAAGCAAACCGGCCGUUUCACGCUCUGUGGAAACAUACUUGAGCGUGUCCGUUUGCUGCUGCUUUGGCCGUGGCUCUCUUCAGGCAUUUUCCUUUUUAUUAUACGCUCCAGUUUGGUCCUAUUGAACGCAUCGCGACACGAUUUAUGCCACAAGGCAAAACGACUCGUUAAAGUGGAAGCAAUUCCGUUUCCCUCGUUUAGACAUUCCCAGUUAACUGCUAAAUGUAACUCUCCCACCUCAUAAAAUGACGUUAGGUCUCGCUCAAAAGUUACGUGUCCAGCACCAGAGUCGUGUCGUUUCGAAUUAGCCGGACAUGUAGACUUUUCAGAUGUUUCUUCCUGGCAAAUAAUACAUUUUCACCAGUCAAUAGUUUGAUGUUGCGACAUGAUUCCACGUCUUCACGUCAACCCAUUUCGUUCAAACCGGCCUGUUUCUCUUUAUAUCAUUGGAAUGAUAUUCUUCUCUAGCUGCACCGAUCGAGUCGCAUGUACAAAGUUUUGAGUGAAAAUCAAGAGAAAGUGGAGAAAAAAGCACGUGCAGAAAAAUUGCAAAUUCCGGCCAGUAUUUGAAUAAUAGUUUUCCGAGAAAAUUAUUAGCAUAACGAAGAAGAAAAUAACAAUUUGACUUCAAAUUUAAGCAUUUGUAUUUGUAUUUUGAAAUGAAACGUAAAAGAGUAAGAAAUGUACUUCGCGGGCGGUCUCGUGUCCGAAAAUUUCAUUCGCUGCAAAUAAGCUGGAAUUAGACAAUUAAGCUUGGCACUAUAUCAGGAAAUGACCAGCCUGGGAAUGUAAAUAUUCCUACAAAGUUUGGUUCUUGUAUCAAAAAUCCCAUAAUUUUACAGUUAAGCCGCCGGACUAAUACCUGUAGUAGAACCUUUGCGUCCACCCAUAAGCGAGGCAAACGCGCCUCUCCUCCCCUCGUCUCUCGCCCUUGCACUCCUUCGCGCAAAAUGCCGUGUUCGCCUCGCUUGGUUCAAAAAGCGCCUUUUAUGCAGGAUAAAUUUUCCCAGUCAAAGCCUUACAGUUGGAAUUUCUCCUAAACGACCACCUCUUGUAAGCGACCACUUGACGAUGGUUUGAUCUCUAUAUCUACUGUGGUAACCAGUCUAGUCGCCCGAAGUUAUAUCGCCCGAAAUGUUUAGUCAAGUCGCUCGAAAUUUUAAUGAAGAGUGUAUGUAAUAUAUCUCGUUGUUUAAGCGAUAAUGAGACGAAACAAGCAGGAUGAAUUUCGGGCGACUUGACCGGAAACCUUUACUGUACAGUAGACUCCUGGUAACUAGAAUCUCCCGCUAACUCGAAGCAAUUUUCAUUUUCUCUUCAGAUUAUUUUCUAUAUAAUUUUAAAUACCUCGAUCACUCGAACUUUUGUCAAUUUUCUUUGAAGGUUCGAAUUAACGGGAGUCGACUGUAUGUACUUCUCUACUCAAGGUAUAUGAAAAACUUUUUAGUAACAACACGCGGAGCGAACCUGGUUUAUUAGCUGAUGUUUUAAUGCCUGUAUUUGUUAACAGACACCUGGCAGCAGACGGCAGUCGGCCAGGCUGGCAGUGAAAAGAAAGGUUCUUGGUGAGAAAAAUGGCAACACGAGCAAGCUGCUUAAUGGCUCUGUUAAUGCAUCAAUUCGAAUUCUGAAUGGUUUCAAAUCAGCAAGCAAUAAGGAUGAAUCAAUGGUUGUAUGUACUUCGUACAAUGAGUUUGCUGUAAGUGCAGACAAAUCUUAAUUUGACAGGUUUUCAAACACAGAAGUUGCUGUCAAAGAGAUUGAGAAUAUAUCACUAGAAGUAAAAUGAUUUUUUUUAUAUUGAGCUAUUAUCAUGGGGAUAAGAAUGUUCCAAUAGGUUUGGUUUGUUUUCCUUGAAGGCCAUCAACCUCUUGUCUUGAUUAGCCUGGAUUUGUUAGAAGACAGUUUUUUUAUGAAAAAUGGAAGUAAUCCGAUCAAUGCAUUAUGGCUUGAAUAUUGGACAAGGUUGUCGUUAUGGAAAUAUUAUGGGUUAUCCCAAAGCCCCUAAAGCUUGGACUGUUUUACACUUGGGCAAAACCUAAACGGCAAUGUAGCCUGUAAGCAUCAGAAGGUUCUUCAUUUAGAGUGACGUGCGAAGCGAGAGGCGGAGGAAAGAAGAACAGGGGUGCUUACUAUUUGCACAAACCAUCCUGGUGGAAGGAAAAUCUUGUUCGUAUACAGCUAUUUCGAGAAAUGUCGUCGGAUAAAGUGCACGCGACAAACCCGAAAGGUAUUGUGGGUUGUUUAGAGUUCACUGUUUUUCAAAGAAAUUUGAAAGAAUGGCAGGAGAGGCCAUGGACAUAUGUUUGUGAGUGCUAAAGGAAAGCAACAAAAGGAGGUUCGACAGCUAUAGUGUAUUGAUCAUAUCCCAUAUUACCUUUCGGGAUUGUCGCUUGCACAUUUUUUCCGACAACCUUUCUCGAAACAGCUGUAUAUAAAAACUAUAAAAUCCGACGUUGUGGAAGUACGAACCGAUACUGAACAUAUCCAAAUUUACUAAAGCGACUGAAAAAAAGUAGAAAAAUUGCAUCGUCUCAAAUCACGGCCCAUAUUUUCUGAAUGCUGCGAAGCAUUUGAUUUCCCAACCGGAAUUUCCGGUUUUCUGUAUGUUAAUGGUAAGUACCCCAUGGCUUCCCUUUCUCUCCGCCCUUCGCUCCCGCGUCUCCUUUCGCGUACCACUCGCGCUUUUCUUGUCACGAUAUUCCCUGAAUGGAGAGAUUUAUCGCAGGACAGUCCGCGACGCUACCACUGGUUUCCCCACGAAAUGACGUCUGAGAAACGAGCGCAGAAAUUCCAUACUGAUGACGGGUCACUACCCAAAUCUGGCAUAAUCAGUAUGGAAUUUCUCUGCCUGUUUCGUCAUUUCGCGGGAAAGCCGUGGUAGCAUCGCGAUAUGUCGGUUGUUUUCUCAGGCUCGCUUCUUUGCCAAUGGGUGCUGCUAGAGCACAGCCUUGGGGGUUUUAACUUUAUAAUUUCUAAGUUAUGUUAGGUCAGUUUACAUUUGGCAGUGAUCUUAUGAGCGUUUCAUUUUGUUCUUCCUUAGAGUGGCCUGAAUAAAGAGGAGAACAACUGCCGCAGCAGCAUGCUCAACAGAACACAUUCAGUCACUUCAUUCAUGUAGAGCCAAGGACAAUCACACAGAUUACACAGAACUUUAUCUUCUUUUGUUGUUUUACCGAAUAUUGGCAACAGACAUCAAAGAACGUGGACUUUGGUCUCCUUUAUCAUCAUCAUCUACUUGAAUAUUUUUUAACUUUGCUUCCAUCCUGUGAAAUUGUUUCAUUUUAAAUGAUCUUUAAUCUUCAAAAACACCUUUGUUCAUUAUUAAUGUAGCAUCAUUUCUCGACACUGUUUUAUUAAUUAAGAGUUUUUGGAUGUGUUUGAUCAUGCAUCUUAACUUAAAAAUCGCACGUUUCGAUAUCUGUUACCAAUGUAGCAUUAUUUCUCGACACUAUUAUAUUAAAUAAGAGUUUUUUAAAACCUUUACAUCAGUAACGUAGCUAGUACAGGAGAGCCACCGUUUGCUUAUUUCGCCUCUAGCUGGUCAAGAAAGUCGUGAUGCAGAUUUUUUGCAGUCGCAAAGUGAAGAAAUGCAAAGGCAACGUGAUCCAGAGAUUGCUCAAAACACUUGACUACUGAAAGAAAGUCCACGCUAGGAGUUUUUUCAGUAAAUGGUAAUUUACUGCACUGCCAAAUCUCAAACAAACUUUCAUCUGGAUACUUCUGGUUUUCUGAGGAAGGUUUAUGAGAUGUAAUAUGAGGGAGACAUCUCGUAGCUCAGACAAAAAGUAAAUUGCCAAUGUUUUGCAUUCUUUAUUUAUUUUAAAGAUGUACUAUUUUACAAAUAAUGUAAAUAUGAAGUUUAUGUAGAGUUUUAUGAAGAAUUGGUGACGUUUAAAAUGUAAUCGUCGUCAGAGGUUGAUGGCACUUCCAAUGCAAUUAGACGUUAGAUUUGGUAUAAUUUUUUACUCUACAUGUAUCGUUAAAUAAUGUGGAAUUCACUAGAUAAUUAGAUAAUUAACAGGCACCGAAAGGGCAGGAGUCUUAGCAAGUUCAUGA
Molecule: messenger RNA, 27950 nt
Organism: Porites evermanni
Lineage: Eukaryota; Metazoa; Cnidaria; Anthozoa; Scleractinia; Poritidae
Source: the annotation of a GenBank genome assembly